Linum trigynum is the source of this 791-nucleotide messenger RNA. NCBI's taxonomy places the organism in Eukaryota, Viridiplantae, Streptophyta, Magnoliopsida, Malpighiales, Linaceae. The record is from the annotation of a GenBank genome assembly.
UUGGACGUCGUUGGCUACAAGCUAAUGGUAAAGUAUGAUUUUCACUCAUUUAGAACUCUGCAAUCGAUUACCUCGAGGAUCGCAACGAUUCGUCGGCGGUUAUGCAGGUUUUGGGAGACAUGUAGGAUGCCGAAUUUGAAGAUUAUUAGCUGGAUUCGACUGUCGUUCGCGUGCGUCGAUUUCCGGUGGGGCGGGAUGAUCUUCAAUCGGCUGGCGAAUAUGUUUGAAGGGGAGGGGAACAUCUUGCCCAAGUACAGCGUCGAUGGAAAUCUGUCGUUGACGCUCUGCUUGGAGACUUACGUCUUGGAGAAUUUCAAGAAGACGUUCUACGAAGUGAAUGGGUGAAGAAGAAGAAGAAGACGACGUUCUACGCAGUGAAUGGUUGAAGAAGAAGAAGAAGAAGGAGGGAAUUUGAUUCUGGGUUGGAGUUAAUUUGCUUGAUUCGUGUUUCUUCUAAUAACAGCUCUCGAUUGAUUCUCGGUCGGUCAACAAUCAGCAUUACCAUCUCCUGUUUAGAUUAAAAAUAAGGUGAAAAAUAUUAAAUUAAAUUAAAUUAAAUUUAUUUUAUUAUUUUAAUUGUCACGUCGCACAUUUAAUAGUUAACUAUAAAAGUUGACUGUCACAUAAGCAAGAGUAAACGGAGUUGGACGGAGAGUGACCAAACUUGAACCAUUUAAAUAAUUUGAGUGACCAAGAUUGGAUUUAAAUAUUUCCAGUGACCAAAGUUGAACGUUUUUUGUAAUCUUAGUGACCAACCAUGCAAUUAACCCCAAUAAAUUUACAUAUAAUUU